UCCCCUCCCUCGGUCGUCCUCCUGUUCCCCCAACUGGGGUCGCUACAGGGGGCGCCCCGCCGGACCAGCUCGACGGCGUUGGCGAGUGGAUAAGAGGCCGCGCCCGCGUGCUCUCUCCCGUCCCCUGGAACCCUAGCCACCCACUACCCCCCAGAUCCAGAUCCACCUCUCCCCUCUCGUCUGGCUCAAUUUUGAGCUCGCAAACUCACAUGGUCGAGGCUUCCCCGCCGUCGUUGACGUGUCCACCAGCCUCUCCGGCGCUCGGGAGCACGUCCUGGGGGUUCGUCGUGUUCGUCCACGUCCGUUCAGGGCAUUGGAGCAAGGCGGGAAGCUGCGUGGAUGGAGCCGUCGACCUCUUCUUCCUCCUCUCAUCUCCGCCGCGUACAUCACCGGCCGUCGUCAUCGACUACCCCGAGCUCCGACGCCUCCCUGACUCCACCUCGCGCACACUAUUGCACGCCUACAGGGCCGACCUCGAGACCGCCGUUGUUACCCCCAUGAUCGACUACAUCGACAAUGAUCCCUCCUUCUUGCCAGAGCAACCAGGGAUUAAGAACUAG
This is a messenger RNA of Triticum urartu, 560 nucleotides long. The record is from RefSeq and is a predicted model, not a curated record. Lineage: Eukaryota; Viridiplantae; Streptophyta; Magnoliopsida; Poales; Poaceae.